GCGGCCGCCGCCCGCUUUGCGCCGCUCCUCCCCGUGCGAGUGGCGCUCACCCCGGCGUCGAGGCGGCCAUGGCGACCCGGAGCCCGCUCCCCACCCACCCCGCCUGCUCCGCCCUCCCCUCCGCCCCGCGCCACCUUUGAUGGCUCGGACCUCGGCCGGCCACCGCCAGCCUCGCUCGCGCGCCCGCGCCGCCGCCGCCCGCGGGUAUUAAUAGCCAGCGCCGCAGCCGCAGGCGCAGCCGGAGGCGCCGCGCCCUCGGCAGCCGGGGGCUCGGGAGCUGCGGAUCCCGGAGCUCGGGAGUGGGAGCCGCCGGCGCCGUGGAGAUAUAAGCGACUUUCAUCAUGGGAGAAAUAGAGCAGAGGCCGACCCCAGGAUCCCGACUGGGGGCCCCAGAGAAUUCGGGGAUCAGUACCUUGGAACGUGGACAGAAGCCGCCCCCAACCCCUUCAGGGAAACUCAUGUCCAUCAAAAUCCAGAUGCUGGAUGACACCCAGGAGGCAUUUGAAGUUCCACAAAGAGCUCCUGGCAAGGUGCUGCUGGAUGCAGUCUGCAGCCACCUCAAUCUUGUGGAAGGCGACUAUUUUGGCCUUGAGUUUCCCGACCACAAGAAGAUCACGGUGUGGCUGGAUCUCUUAAAACCUAUUGUGAAACAGAUUCGAAGGCCAAAACAUGUUGUUGUUAAGUUUGUGGUGAAAUUCUUUCCACCUGACCACACACAACUCCAAGAAGAACUCACAAGGUACCUGUUUGCUCUGCAGGUGAAGCAAGACUUGGCUCAAGGCAGGUUGACAUGCAAUGACACCAGCGCAGCUCUCUUGAUUUCACACAUUGUACAAUCGGAGAUUGGAGAUUUUGAUGAAGCAUCGGACAGAGAGCACUUAGCAAAAAAUAAGUACAUACCUCAGCAAGAUGCACUAGAAGACAAAAUCGUGGAAUUUCAUCAUAACCACAUUGGACAAACACCAGCAGAAUCAGAUUUCCAACUUCUGGAGAUUGCACGUCGGCUGGAGAUGUAUGGAAUCCGGUUGCACCCGGCCAAGGACAGGGAAGGCACUAAGAUCAAUCUGGCCGUUGCCAACACAGGAAUUCUAGUGUUUCAGGGUUUCACUAGGAUCAAUGCUUUCAACUGGGCUAAGGUGCGGAAGCUGAGCUUCAAGAGGAAGCGCUUUCUCAUCAAGCUGCGGCCUGAUGCCAAUAGCUCUUACCAGGAUACCUUGGAAUUCCUAAUGGCCAGUCGGGAUUUUUGCAAGUCCUUCUGGAAAAUCUGCGUUGAACAUCAUGCCUUUUUUAGACUUUUCGAAGAGCCCAAACCAAAGCCAAAGCCUGUUCUCUUUAGUCGAGGGUCAUCAUUUCGGUUCAGUGGUCGGACUCAGAAGCAGGUUCUCGACUAUGUUAAGGAAGGAGGACAUAAGAAAGUACAGUUUGAAAGAAAACACAGCAAGAUUCAUUCUAUCAGGAGCCUUGCGACGCAGCCUACAGAACUGAAUUCAGAAGUGCCAAAACAGUCUCAGCAGAGCGCCAGCCUUACGUUUGGAGAAGGUGCCGAAUCCCCAGGUGGCCAGAGCGGCCCCCAAGAAAAGGAACUGAAUGUUUCCGAGCCGGGGCCACACCACAGCCCUGCUCCGAAGAAGAGCCCCCCUGCGGGGAACACACAGGCAGACGGGGCCGCCAAGGGGCCAGCGGCGGAGGAAGAGGAGGAGGUCGCCACAGACAGGACGCAGCAGAGCAAAGCGCAGCCCCGGCAGCCAAGCACAGGCUCCCUGACUGGUAGCCCUCACCUUUCAGAGCUGUCCGUCAACUCGCAGGGAGGAGCCGCCCCUGCCAACGUGACCUUGUCUCCCAACCUGAGCCCCGACACCAAGCAGGCCUCUCCCUUGAUCAGCCCGCUGCUCAACGACCAGGCCUGCCCGAGGACGGACGACGAGGAGGACGGCCGGAGGAAGAGAUUCCCAACUGACAAAGCGUACUUCAUUGCUAAAGAAGUAUCCACCACUGAGCGAACGUAUCUGAAAGACCUUGAAGUCAUCACUUUGUGGUUUCAGAGCGCAGUGAGCAAAGAGGACGCCAUGCCGGAAACAUUGAAAAGUCUCAUAUUCCCAAAUUUUGAACCUUUGCACAAAUUUCAUACCAAUUUUCUCAAGGAAAUUGAGCAACGACUUGCCCUGUGGGAAGGCCGCUCGAACGCCCACGUCAGAGGAGAUUACCAAAGAAUCGGCGACGUCAUGCUGAAGAACAUUCAGGGCAUGAAGCACCUGGCGGCUCACCUGUGGCAGCACAGCGAGGCGCUGGAGGCGCUGGAGAACGGCAUGAAGGGCUCCCGGCGGCUGGAGAGCCUGUGCAGGGACUUCGAGCUGCAGAAGGUGUGCUACCUGCCACUCAACACCUUCCUGCUCCGCCCGCUGCACCGGCUCAUGCACUACAAGCAGGUCCUGGAGCGGCUGUGCAAGCACCACCCGCCCAGCCACGCCGACUUCAGGGACUGCCGAGCGGCGCUGGCAGAGAUCACUGAAAUGGUGGCACAGCUCCACGGUACGAUGAUCAAGAUGGAGAAUUUCCAGAAGCUGCACGAACUCAAGAAGGAUUUGAUUGGCAUCGACAAUCUGGUGAUUCCAGGGAGGGAGUUCAUCCGCCUGGGCAGCCUCGGCAAGCUCUCCGGGAAGGGGCUCCAGCAGCGCAUGUUCUUCCUGUUCAACGACGUCUUGCUGUACACAAGCAGGGGGCUGACAGCCUCGAAUCAGUUUAAAGUCCACGGGCAGCUCCCGCUCUAUGGCAUGACGAUCGAGGAGAGUGAAGACGAGUGGGGGGUGCCCCACUGCCUCACCCUGCGGGGCCAGCGGCAGUCCAUCAUCGUGGCCGCCAGUUCUCGGUCUGAGAUGGAGAAGUGGGUUGAGGACAUCCAGAUGGCCAUUGAUCUGGCGGAGAAGAGCAGCGGCCCCACCCCCGAGUUCCUGGCCAGCAGCCCCCCAGACAACAAGUCCCCUGAUGAAGCCACAGCAGCCGACCAGGAGUCAGAGGACGACCUGAGUGCCUCGCGCACCUCACUGGAGCGCCAGACCCCUCACCGCGGCAACACCAUGGUGCACGUGUGCUGGCACCGCAACACCAGCGUCUCCAUGGUGGACUUCAGCGUCGCCGUGGAGAAUCAGUUGUCCGGGAACCUACUGAGGAAAUUCAAAAACAGCAACGGGUGGCAGAAGCUGUGGGUGGUGUUCACAAACUUCUGCCUGUUCUUCUACAAGUCACACCAGGACAAUCAUCCCCUCGCCAGCCUGCCUCUGCUCGGGUAUUCACUCACCAUCCCUUCGGAGUCCGAGAACAUCCACAAAGACUACGUGUUCAAGCUGCACUUCAAGUCCCACGUGUACUACUUCAGGGCGGAAAGUGAAUACACGUUUGAAAGGUGGAUGGAAGUGAUCCGAAGUGCCACCAGCUCAGCCUCACAGGCCCACGUUUUGAGCCACAAAGAAUCCCACGUGUAUUGAUGGCCAGACGCGUUUGGUCGGUUCUGCAGUGGCCGCUUUCCUGGAAGACAUUUACUUUCUUCUGUAUUAAUGAAGCCUAGUGAAAUUAACACCUGUCUGAAAAACAACCUGGUUUUACUGCAGCUC
This is a messenger RNA of Propithecus coquereli (Coquerel's sifaka), 3608 nucleotides long. It is a transcript of the gene FARP1, whose product is annotated as FERM, RhoGEF (ARHGEF) and pleckstrin domain protein 1 (chondrocyte-derived). Bases 342 to 3482 code for a protein of 1046 amino acids. The transcript is spliced from 27 exons. Gene Ontology annotation, molecular function: cytoskeletal protein binding; guanyl-nucleotide exchange factor activity. NCBI's taxonomy places the organism in Eukaryota, Metazoa, Chordata, Mammalia, Primates, Indriidae. The record is from RefSeq and is a predicted model, not a curated record. Gene Ontology annotation, cellular component: cytoskeleton.